AUGUCCAGGAGGAAACAGAGCAACCCCCGGCAGAUCAAACGUUCCCUGGCAGCAAUGGAGGAAGGCGAGGAGGGUCUGGCAGGGGACAAAAGCCCCUUGGAGAGGGAAGGGGCCACCUCAGAUCAUGAGGGCUCUGCUGAAUGUGACACCUCCAGCCCCCCCGGCAGCGAAGAGUCCAGAGACACUCCAGAGAGUCCAAAGGAGCUGGAGAAGCCAGAUCCUGGAGAUAACCUACAGGAGCCAGAUGCCUGGAAUGGGCCUGAUGAGCUGGAUCUGGCUGUGCAGGAUGGGGAGAAGCAGGUGAGAACUCGCAGGAAUCUUCCUGAGGGCUUCUCCUGGGGACCUUUCCAGGGCAGCAUCCACAGCGAGCCAGCGUCACCCGGGCAUGGAGAGACGCAGAGCCCACCCGUGACACUGGUGCUGGGGGACGAGAGCUGCUGGUUGUCCCAACUGCCUCUCGUGCCUGGAGAGCCUGAUGCUAACGCUGUGAUCUACAGGAAAGAUGAAGCCCUGUGGUGCCGGACAACGCGUGCCCUGCAGGAGGACGAGUGCCUCUGCGCCUUCGUGGUGGCCGAGCCGCCGGCCAUCGCCAACCAUCACACGGUGAAAGCGGAGCCCGGGGAAUCAUCCUACCCAGCUGCCCUGCACUCAGACAUCCAGCUACUGCCCCAGCAGGCGGGCAUGGCUGCCAUCCUGGCCACUGCCGUGGUCAACAAGGACGUCUUCCCAUGCAAGGAUUGUGGGAUCUGGUACCGGAGUGAGCGCAACCUCCAAGCCCACCUGAUGUACUACUGUGCCAGUCGGCAGAGUGCUGGCUCCCCUGCCCUGGAGGAGAAGCCCAAGGAGACCUACCCCAACGAGCGUGUCUGCCCCUUCCCCCAGUGCAAGAAGAGCUGCCCCAGUGCCAGCUCCCUGGAGAUCCACAUGCGAAGCCACAGUGGAGAGCGGCCAUUUGUCUGCCUGAUCUGCCUGUCUGCCUUCACCACCAAAGCCAAUUGUGAGCGUCACCUCAAGGUGCACACAGACACCCUGAAUGGUGUCUGCCACAGCUGUGGCUUCAUCUCCACCACGAGGGACAUCCUCUACAGCCACUUGGUCACCAACCACAUGAUCUGCCAGCCAGGCUCCAAGGGAGAGGUGUACUCACCAGGAACAACCCUGCCUGCCACCAAACCCCUCACCACUGGGCUGAGCCAGCCGAACAACGCUCCCCAGCUGCGGAAGUGCAGCCUGCCAGCCUUCCUGCCCGAGGGGCUGCCGGCACUGCCACAGCACGUGGUGCUGCAGGGCACCCUGCCCACCCCACCGCCUGGCCCCGACUCUGCAGCACACCCAGCACCACCCUCCUCACCCCAUGAUGCCAAGGCUGACAAGCUCUCACCGCCCGCCCAGCCGCAGAACGGAGAAGGUCCAUCAUCAUCAUCUUCCUCUUCCACCUCCUCCAGCGAGGCCAUCCGCAUCAAGGAGGAGCCUGCUGGCAGCCCAGCAAGCGAGGCAGGGGUACCAAAAAGUGGUGGCACUGAAGAGGGGGGAGGUGGCAGCCCUGAUGCCUGCUCCCGGACCUCAUCCCCUCACAGUUUGCCCUCAGCGAAGGUCAAGUUGGAGCUCGCCAGCCCCACACCAGGCUCCAGCCCGGUGCCCAGUGAGCCAGGGACGGGCACGGCCGGUGGCACCGUCUUCCUACCCCAGUAUGUGUUCGGCCAUGAAGCCGCAGUGGUGCCACAGGCAUCAGAGAUCCUAGCGAAGAUGUCGGAGCUGGUGCACAACCGACUGAAGCAGGGCCAUGGUGGCACAGUGCCACCUGCCAUCUACACUGGCACACCAGUGCCCAAAGGUGCCACAUGCUUUGAGUGCGAGAUCACCUUCAACAACAUCAACAACUACUACGUGCACAAGCGCCUGUACUGCUCCAGCCGGCACCUGGCUGAGGACAGCCCCCCAGGAGCACGCAAGCUCAAAGCCCCCUCAGGACCCCUCAAAGGUCCCCCCACCCCAGGGACACUGCUGUCCCCCUCAGCAGGCGACAGGCAGGGGACACCGGUGGGUGACGGGGAUGCCGGACGUGAUGCUACGCUGCCGGUCACUACCCCAGAGGUGAAGGUUGAAGAUGGGGGGGCCAAAGUCGGGUCCCCCGAGGUGGAGGGUGGGUCAGGGCGGUGCAGCGAGGACAGCCAGAGCCCCAGCAGCUCAGCGGGGGACGAGGGGGACGAGGACCCCAGCAAGACUCUGUGCGAGGCGUGCAACAUCCGCUUCAGCCGCCACGAGACCUAUGUGGUGCACAAGCGUUUCUACUGCGCCUCCCGCCAUGACCCCCCCCUGCGCCGCCCCAACCUCCCCAAGAUCCCCUUCCUACCCCAGCCCCUGCGCACCCGCAAGCGCCGCAAGCUCUACGAGAUCCACGGGACAGCUCAGCGCCCCGCCGAGCCCCCGCCGGCCCCCGCCGAGCCCCUGCCAGCCCCUGACCCAGCAGCGGGGGCUGCCCCAUCGCCCCGGUCCAGCCCGGAUGCUGACGGUCCCAUUGACCUGAGCAAGAAGCCGCGGCGCCAGGGAGAGCCGGCACCGGCACCGAUGCCGCCCUUGGCUGACUACCACGAGUGCACCGCAUGCCGCAUCAGCUUCAACAGCCUUGAUGCCUACCUGGCCCACAAGAAAUACCAGUGCCCGGCCACCCCCCUGCAGCCCCGCACCCUUGAGCACCUCCAGAAGAUGAAGGGCACCAUGCCUACCCACCUCAAAGGGCGCCGGAGCCCCGGAAGCCCCACUGAAGGGGACCCUGAAAGUGUUCGGGGGAGGGCAGCUCCCGCAGGGAGCCCUGGCAUCGCUUACUCUGGGACGGACUCCGUGCAGCGUCACCCCAAAGGUCCUCUGUCACCCCCAGGGGUGAAGGGACCUCUCUCCACCUGUCCCUACUGUCCCCUCAAUGGGGUCAUCAAAGGUGACCUUCUCGAGCACUUCCGUAACGCCCACGGGCUCUUCGUGGCCAAGCUGGCAGCAGCCGGGCAGGGAAUCCCCGACACCCUUGUACCCAGUGCCAGCAGGACGCCCGACCCACCCCUGCCCACAGCGUCAUCCCCUCACCCACCUGCCCCCCGCCUCCACCGGGACAGCUUCAACGGCAAGGAGGGUCGGGAUGGAAGCAGCCCCCGACCCCCCACCUCACCCCGGCCCCCUGCUUCACCUGGAGCCCCUGAGGGACUACGGGAAGGUGCCCGUAAGCCCCCCAGCCCCCCAACCUACACAGACAGGGGGGUACAGACCCCCCCAGCCAAGGCUGUGCCCAGCCCUGUGCCCAAUGGCAACCACAGGUACUGUCGCCUCUGCAACAUCAAGUUCAGCAGUCUCUCCACCUUCAUCGCCCACAAGAAGUAUUAUUGCUCUUCCCAUGCUGCAGAGCAUGUCAAGUAAAACCCCCCCCUCAUUUUCCCCCACCACCAUCGGGGGACUGCAGGGGGUAAGGGGUCAGGAACUGAUUCCUGGCGUUCUUGUAGGAAUCAGGGUGAUGGAGGACCCCCAGGGAAGCUCCAGCAUCCAGAGAUCCCUUCAGUGUCCUCCAAACUUCACCUUUGGGUUGGGGGUCCCAGGUCAAGGACCCUCUGUGGGGGAGCACAGUGCUGGUGGGGAACUGGCCCCCAGAGCAUGCAGAACCCCCACCUCUGCCAAGUCUGAUGCUGUGGCGAAACUGAGGAAGGUGUACGGUCCCGUCCUUGCUCGGGAGGGCUGCAGUGAGGUGGGAGGGGAUUCAUGCCCCCAGGUAGACACUACAGAGAGGGGGUAGGGGCACUGCAGGGCUAGGUUUGGCCCCCAGGCACCAAGAGGGAGUGAGUGCACCCCCACCAUGGACCAGCCCCUGGAAGAAGGCAGCAGUGAAGGUGAGAGUGGAGCUACCCUGGGCGCCGUGUGUAUAAGUGU
Molecule: messenger RNA, 3909 nt
Organism: Indicator indicator
Lineage: Eukaryota; Metazoa; Chordata; Aves; Piciformes; Indicatoridae
Gene: ZFPM1
Product: zinc finger protein, FOG family member 1
Exons: 10
Coding region: 1-3405 (1134 amino acids)
Biological process (GO): megakaryocyte differentiation; erythrocyte differentiation; negative regulation of transcription by RNA polymerase II
Cellular component (GO): nucleus
Molecular function (GO): RNA polymerase II-specific DNA-binding transcription factor binding
Source: RefSeq, a predicted model, not a curated record